AUGUAUUCAAAUCUCCAAAGCCAGACCUCGUCUCCUAGCGAAUUCACUCGCAUGUCUGUCAACCAAGCGACCGCGCCUCAUCCCGCUAUAGACCUUCUCCAUCGCAUCUUUGAGGACCCAACACUUACCAUUGAUCAAAAAAAGCAACUCCUAGAGGAAAUCAUUAAAAUCACACGACCGGAAAAAACACACUCUCAAUUUAACAUCAAGGAAGUUGAGUACUCGAACUCAGAGUCUUCUUGCAACACUUCCCUGAAGAAAGUUGACUACUCGCUACCAGAGAAGAAUGGUAUCCACGGCCUUCGCUCGAUUCGACAUAGGAUCUUCUCGCUAUAUCGGAGGUUGUUCACGCUUGUUAUUAUUGUCAAUUUGGCUACGCUGAUUGGGAUCAUGGGUUCGUCUAGAAUGAGGAGAUUGGAGUAUGUUGCUACGGCUGUUGCGUCGAAUUUGACUGCUAGUGUGCUGUUUAGACAGGAACAUGUUGUUAAUUUGCUUUUUUGGAUUGCUUGCUCCGUGCCUGUUUCUGGUGAGUCUUUUCUCGAUUCUUUCUUCGCUGAGGAGAAUGGAGGAUUGUUAGGAUUCUACGAACACGCCUUACAAGUCCGUAGAUGAAAAUAAAUUAGCUGACUUUGGUAUAGCACCUCUUUGGAUUCGAAGGAAUUGCGCUAAAGUAUACCAUAUCGGGGGUUUACAUAGUGGAUUCGCAGUCGCUUCUUUGACUUGGCUGCUCGUGUUUACAGUGUUGGCGACGAUUCAACGAGCAUCGCCUGCGGUUCUGACGCUCACGUAUAUCCUCGAUUCUGUUUUGGUGACAAUAUGCGCUCUUGCUCACCCAAUAUUCCGAGUCAAAUACCACGAUCAUUUCGAACUCACCCAUCGUUUCGCUGGCUGGACUGCUCUAGCGCUUUUCUGGGCACAAACUAUUGUUCAGGUAGCUGAUACUCAAAAGAGUACCGACCGCAGCCUUGGAUACCUGCUUUUACGAACACCGAAUGUUUGGUUACUUGCUGUGGCGACAGGGAGUACCAUCCUCCCAUGGGCGAAGCUCCGAAAGGUGACAGUCAAAUCCGAAGUCCUAUCUUCUCAUGCCGUACGACUGCAUUUCGACUACACCACACCAUUCCCAGGAACAGCUGUAAGGAUCUCGAGUCGCCCACUUCUGGAAUGGCAUGCAUUUGCCACGAUUUCCAAACCAGCGUCUCCUACACCACCAGCGGUACCCAACGAAUUCACAAGCACCGACGGCAAGGGGUUCUCUCUCGUCGUAUCUAACGCAGGAGACUGGACGAAACGCCAAAUCACCCACCCUCCCACCAAACUCUACGCCCGCGGCAUCCCAACCUGCGCAGUCCUCUGUAUCGUCCCGCUCUUCCACUCCAUCCUCCUCGUCGCAACCGGCUCAGGAAUCGGCCCCUGUCUCCCAAUCCUCUACCGCUGUGCAAUCACCCGUAAACUCCCGCCAACCUCCAAGAGGCGUCACAUCCCACUACGCGUCUUCUGGAGUACACCCAAUCCACUCCAAACCUUUGGACAGGAAAUCCACGACGCGAUUUUGGAUGCGGAUCCCCAGGCUGUGAUUCACGAUACGAGGACGAUGGGACGCCCGGAUAUGCUGGCUGUUAGUUGGGGGAUGAGGGUCGAGAGUGGGUGUGAGGCUGUGUGUGUCAUUUCUAAUAAGAAGGUUACGCAGAAAGUGGUUUAUGGGAUGGAGGCGAGGGGGGUGCCUGGGUUUGGGGCGAUUUUUGAUUCGUGA
Molecule: messenger RNA, 1753 nt
Organism: Hymenoscyphus albidus
Lineage: Eukaryota; Fungi; Ascomycota; Leotiomycetes; Helotiales; Helotiaceae
Source: the annotation of a GenBank genome assembly